Oldenlandia corymbosa var. corymbosa is the source of this 1684-nucleotide messenger RNA. The record is from the annotation of a GenBank genome assembly. Lineage: Eukaryota; Viridiplantae; Streptophyta; Magnoliopsida; Gentianales; Rubiaceae.
UAAUGACUUCCUAUGUUCUCUAAACAAAACAUAGCAUUUUCUAUUGGAUAUUUUUUUCAACACUGCUUUUAAGGAGAAAAAAGCCAUGGCUGUUAAAAAUUCCUUCUCUUUCUUUUCAAUGAUGUGUUUGAUUUCAAUCUAUAUUCAUGUUAUUUUAAUCCCUUUUCUGGUGGAAGGGUUUUCUGUUGAAUUGGUCCAUCGCGACCAUAGCAAAUCUCCAAGCCAUGAACCCUCAAAAUCUCAAUAUGAAAGGCUACAUGGUGCAUUUCUUCGUUCAUUUUCAAGGAAAAAUUUUCUCAAGGCGCAAGUUACGGGUUCAACAAAGCAAACCAAGAAUACAAAUGGAAGAUCAAAACGACAAAUCAAGUCAUUCAUAAUCAAUGAGGCUGGAGAGUACCUAAUGGAAGUCUCCGUCGGGACUCUACCGUUCACUUUCAUGGCAAUCGUUGACACCGGCUCUGAUCUAACAUGGACUCAAUGUGAGCCUUGUGCUCAAUGUUACAAGCAAGAAGCCCCGAUUUUUAAUCCUUCAAAAAGUUCAUCUUAUAAAAAGUUACCUUGCAACACAGCCUUAUGUUUUGAGGCUGGUGAAUCGAGUUGUGACCAGACAGAUUCUUGCGCAUAUAAGUACUCCUACGUAGACGGGUCCUUCAUCGUUGGCAAUCUUGCUAAUGAAACAUUCACUUUUGGAACAAAUUCUGGAAAGAACAUUUCUAUUCCGAACAUUGCUUUUGGGUGCGCGCAUCAAAAUGGAGAACCAUUUAACAGAAGCGGUUCGGGACUUUUUGCACUCGGAGGUGGACCACUCUCAAUGGUCAACCAAUUUGGUGGUGUUAUCAAUGGCAUGUUUUCACAUUGUUUAGUUCCAUUCAGACAAAACCAUAAUUUGACAAGUAAAAUCAGUUUCGGAACAUCUUCUAUUGUUUCGGGUAGGAAAAAAAAGUCAACCCCGAUGUACCGGGGACCCUUAGACACGUUCUAUUUCUUAAAUCUUGAAGGAGUUAGUAUUAUUCAACGAGAAAUAAAAAGUGGUGUGGGGUUUACAAAUAAUAUUACAACAAAAACAAAGAGAAUCAACGUGACUAAAAUGAGUUCUAAUGGUGAAACAGUUGCUACAUUUGGUCCUAAAAAGGGUGGUAACAUCAUCAUCGAUUCUGGUGUGACAUUGACGUUUCUUCCUAGACAAUUGGCUACGGAUUUGGAGGCAACUCUACGUGAAUCUAUUACGGGCACCAUCUCACCAGAUCCACAGGGACUUUUUAACCUAUGUUAUAAGACCGGGCAAGGCACGACGUUCCCAGAUAUUGUUGCUCACUUCACUGGCGCUAAUAUCAUAUUGCCUACAUUCAAUACAUUCUUACAAGUUAGUGAUGACUUAAUUUGCUUCACAUUACUUGGUACUGAUGAUCUUCCAAUCUUUGGAAACUUGUCACAGGGGGAUUACCUCAUUGGAUAUAAUCUAGUGAAUGGCACGGUUUCUUUUAAACAAACUGAUUGCUCCAAAGUAAUAUAAUUGAUCCAUCUCAAUAUAUAUAAUUAUUUUUAUUUUAGAUGCAAUCCUGGUACACCAAAUCCAUGUUAUUCUUUCUUUCUUUUUUUGGGUUAAAUUUAUAGAAUCCAUUAGUGAGUUAUAAAACCUACAAGAAGUUUAUUUAUUUGUUUUUUAAUUUUUUGGUUGCGAGGG